CAUAUGGGAACACUAUUUAUUUGCGACGAAAACAUUCGUCCAUGGCAACAACGAUCGCGUACUGUUCAAGUUACUUGCCAGCAGGAGCAAAUCAGGAAACUUACUAAUCACGAGCACCUAUUACUCUCCACAAGUCCAUCGAUCAACCCGGCAGUCAUGCUGAGCCUGUACCCGAGGCUGCCGGCGAGCUCCGCCGACGGGGACGACCACGGCGAGGUCGUCGACGCAUACCGCGUCUUCUGCGCCAUCGCCGUCGUGUGCAUUACCAUAUGCAUCUUCAUUGUGCUCGUGGCUUCCUCCUCGGUCGCCGUCGGGAAAGCGUGCGGCUUCGCCGCCAUGGCGGCGCUGCUCCUGGGCGUCGUUGGCUACUUCGCUCCCAAGGCAUGGAUUCGUGGGAGGGGUAGGCCGGCGAGCGCGCUGCUAGCUCUCACUGUCACGCCUGGCCAGACACGGGCGCCAGGGUGCGCAUGCGUGCUGCCCGCGGACGUGCCGCUACCGCCAGCAUUCGCGUACGGUGGCGGCAAGCAGGAGCAAGAGGCCACCGCGAGCUGCGUGAUGUGCUCGGUGUGCCUAGAGGACGUGCACGGCGGCGAGAUGGUGCGGCAGCUGCCGGCGUGCAAGCACAUCUUCCACGUUGAGUGCGUCGACAUGUGGCUGCAAUCGCACCGGACGUGCCCGAUGUGCCGGGCCGUGAUCAAGCCGCCGACAAUGCUCACAGUGAAGGCGGCGGCGGCAGAAGAGGCGCCGGAGUCCUCGAAUGAGUCGUUGCCGCCGGUGUAGCCCGCCAGUGUUUACAUUUAGAGAUGCACAUAAGUAUCAUUUACCACCUUCUAUUUAG
Messenger RNA from Lolium perenne, 838 nucleotides. NCBI's taxonomy places the organism in Eukaryota, Viridiplantae, Streptophyta, Magnoliopsida, Poales, Poaceae. The record is from RefSeq and is a predicted model, not a curated record.